Messenger RNA from Lodderomyces theae, 342 nucleotides. It is a transcript of the gene VMA10, whose product is annotated as H(+)-transporting V1 sector ATPase subunit G. NCBI's taxonomy places the organism in Eukaryota, Fungi, Ascomycota, Pichiomycetes, Serinales, Debaryomycetaceae. The transcript has a single exon. Gene Ontology annotation, cellular component: vacuolar proton-transporting V-type ATPase complex. The coding region runs from base 1 to 342 and encodes 113 amino acids. Gene Ontology annotation, biological process: proton transmembrane transport. Gene Ontology annotation, molecular function: proton-transporting ATPase activity, rotational mechanism. The record is from RefSeq and is a predicted model, not a curated record.
AUGUCUUCAGGAAUACAGUCAUUGUUGAAAACAGAGAAAGAAGCUGCCGAGAUAGUCAACGAGGCUAGAAAAUACAGAACCAGCAGAUUGAAAACAGCCAAGCAAGACGCCCAACAAGAGAUCGAAGACUACAAGAAGCAAAAGGAGGAGGAGUUACAGAAAUUUGAAAAGGACCACGAGGGUGUAAACGACCAAAUCAAUAAGGAAGCCGAAGCUGAAAUUGAAAAGGAAUUGAAGAGCUUGAAAGAACAGUUUGAGAAGAAAAAGUCCGAUGUGGUGAAGUUGUUGGUUGAAGCUACAAUCUCGCCUAACCCUCAAGUACACAUCAAUGCUAAUACAUAA